Molecule: messenger RNA, 1019 nt
Organism: Impatiens glandulifera
Lineage: Eukaryota; Viridiplantae; Streptophyta; Magnoliopsida; Ericales; Balsaminaceae
Product: 40S ribosomal protein S3a-like
Exons: 7
Coding region: 82-870 (262 amino acids)
Biological process (GO): translation
Cellular component (GO): ribosome; cytosol
Molecular function (GO): structural constituent of ribosome
Source: RefSeq, a predicted model, not a curated record
GGGUUUUAAGCUGUAUUCGAUCUCGCAUCUCUCGGCAGUCGCCAAGUUCAUCAUUGUAUCUUCUCCUUCCAUCGCUUGACAAUGGCCGUCGGGAAGAACAAGAGGAUUUCCAAGGGAAAGAAAGGUGGAAAGAAGAAGGCAACCGAUCCGUUCGCCAAGAAGGACUGGUAUGAUAUCAAGGCUCCAUCUCUGUUUACUACUCGCAACAUCGGAAAAACUUUGGUGACUCGUACUCAGGGUACCAAGAUUGCUUCUGAAGGUCUUAAACACCGUGUGUUUGAGGUGUCCCUUGCUGAUCUUCAAGGUGAUGAAGAUCAUUCCUACAGGAAGAUCCGUUUGAGAGCAGAAGAUGUGCAAGGAAAGAAUGUCCUGACCAACUUUUGGGGAAUGGACUUCACCACAGACAAGCUUAGGUCCCUUGUCAGGAAAUGGCAGACUUUGAUCGAAGCCCAUGUGGAUGUUAAGACCACAGACGGUUUCAGUUUGAGAAUGUUCUGCAUUGGGUUUACUAAGAAGCGCCCUAAUCAGCAAAAGAGAACAUGCUAUGCUCAGUCAAGCCAGAUCCGUCAGAUUCGCAGGAAGAUGAUAGAGAUCAUGGUUAAUCAAGCUCAGUCUUGCGACCUGAAGGAUUUGGUUCAGAAAUUCAUUCCUGAAUCUAUUGGUAGGGAGAUUGAGAAGGCAACAUCUAGCAUCUACCCACUUCAGAAUGUGUACAUCCGUAAGGUUAAGAUCUUGAAGGCUCCCAAGUUUGAUCUUGGCAAGCUUAUGGAGGUUCACGGGGAUUACUCAACUGAAGACACUGGUGUAAAGGUUGACAGACCCGCCGAGGAUGAGACUGCUGAACCUGCAGUCGUUGUUGGUGCUGAGUGAUGAUAUGUGUUAGAAGUUUCCUUUUCCUUUUGCCCAGUUUUUUUGUGUUGUCAGUUUAAUACUGCAUUCCAAAUUGUUAGACUUGUUUUGUUUUACCUUCCAACAUAAAUUAUAUUUGUUCAACUUAAGGAUGGAAAUUUUGAACUUAA